AUGCCCGAGUAUAUCGUGCAAACUGUCGAGGAGGGUGUGGCACUCCUUGCCUCAGAAGCACCCCAGAAUGAAGAGCGCAUGCGUCAAUGCACCGAGUUGAUGGGAAAAACUAGCGUAGGCCCGAUAAAAGGGUCUGACGGGAAGUUCUAUAUGGAUUCUGGCCAUGUCUAUGGAGUUGCCUGGUUUCCGAAGUUGGUGGUGGUGUUGGCCGGCCAGGGUGCUGAAGGCUUUAAACAGGCCACUCUGAAGGAUAUAAUGCAGAUGUCACGCCGGUAUACAGACGCUACCCCUGAUCCUCAACCUGGUGAUUAUGCUUAUGGCUUCCACUGCUUGAGUCUCGGUGACCCGUUGAUGGUGGGAACUGGGCUGGUGCUUGCAAAUUCAGUGCGCCACGAUGUUCCGAUGGGCCUUGUCGUGAGUGAAUGGGACGAUGCGGUCAUUAGAGAACUUGGUGAAGAAAACAGUCAAGUGUGGCAAGAAAUAUUCGCUGAAGAAGAGACGCAAUAA
Messenger RNA from Aspergillus puulaauensis, 507 nucleotides. RefSeq lists its product as uncharacterized. The transcript has a single exon. The coding region runs from base 1 to 507 and encodes 168 amino acids. The record is from RefSeq and is a predicted model, not a curated record. Lineage: Eukaryota; Fungi; Ascomycota; Eurotiomycetes; Eurotiales; Aspergillaceae.